UAUUCAACGGAAAAAUUUUUGGAAAAAUUUUUCAAGGGGUCAAAAAUCACAGACUUCUCUUUGCAGCCACCAUGCAAAAACAGCCUUUUGAGAUACAUCAAGCGUUGCAAAUUACAUUGCACAUAUGUGCAGACAAGCCUCUUAACCAAUGAUAGAGCAAGAAGGCUCAAGUACACCACGUGUGGAAAGGUGACUUUUCUAAUUCUGUUUAAUGAAUUUCUUUCGCAAAAUCCAGAGGAUGUUCGAAACUACUUAGAUCUUUUGAAACUACAGGAUUGGCUGCAUGCAAAUAAACUUUCCCUGCACGUAGUGAAAACGCAGUCACUUGUUAUAGGCUCUGGUCCAAACAUCCGUAAGAUCGAAAGCCAGCCUGAUGCUCCACCAUCUUUUUCUUUUUCAAUAGGUGAUCAGAACAUUGAAAUGAUCACCAACACAAGAUACUUAGGUGUUCAGAUAGACAGUAAGCUCAACUGGGACAAGCAUAUCGAUACUAUCAAGACCAAGGCUAUUCGAGCCCUUGGACUUAUUAAGUAUUCUAAGAAAUAUCUUCCAUCUGACAUCCUCAUCAAAAUGUAUAGAGGAAUUGUUGAGCCCCAUUUGAGCUACUGUUGUUCCGUUUGGGGCUGCUGUAAUGAAUCAAAGCUUGACGUGUUGCAAAAAAUCCAAAAUAGAGCUGCCAGAAUUGUAACUAGCAGCCCAUACGAUGCGUCUGCUGCUGCGAUAAUUCAGAAUCUUGGCUGGUUAACCAUCAGAAAUCUUGUAAGAAAGGAGACAGCCACGCUAACUUACAAAUCUCUAAAUAUGCUUGCACCAGACUACUUGAGAAAAAUAUUCGAAAAAUGUUCGGAUGAUAGAGAACGGUUUCUGCGUUCAUCAGAAACUGAUCUCAAGAUACCGCUGCUAAAAACGAUAAAUGGCCAAAAGGCUUUUUCUUAUCGCGGUCCAAAACUGUGGAACAGUCUAGAAAGGGCUACAAAAUUGGCCCCCUCCUUGAAAACCUUCAAAGAACAACUAUAGUCGGGGACAACUUUUAUUUCAUCUUUACGUUCACUUUUUAUAGCCUUAGUAUUAUUAAAUAUUGUAAAUUAGGUUUGAUUGGUAAAUUUCUUCGGUUACUAGUAUUUUAACAUAGUUAUUAGCUCUUAUUUUAAUCUUUUAAACAGGUCAGGUUGAAAAACAUCUAUAUGAACCUUUAACCUGUAUAAAUAUUAUAAAAUGAAAAUUAUAUUAUAAAAUGAGGCUUACGAUCUUGUAGAAGUGGAAGACUUAAGAAGAGGCAUUGAUAUGUCUGAGGAUAAGGAUGAAGAUGAAUAAUUUUUUAGGUAGACUUGAUAGUAUUCAAAUAUAUUGUAACAGUAAUGUUUUCUUUUGGAAAAAAUUUAAUUUUUUACACCUCCCUUAACCCCCUAAAUUCUAAAUAUAGAAAAACACUUUCAAAUAUCAGCCAACAAUCAUAGAUAUAGUCAAAGAACAUAUCUAUCUUUAUCUUAUUGAAAUUUAUUGAGGAAACCAAAUUUGUAGCAAUUAACCCCAAAAUUUGUCUUUAGAUCCCCCAUAUCUCGGGAAAGCCCCCUUAAACCGUUGAUCAACACCCAAAUUCGAAAUCUACGCAAAAAACUGAACCAGAAUAGAUUGGUCUCAUAAAUUCUCCGUUCGGGUGGUGGUGCUCCCCUUCC
This is a messenger RNA of Rhopilema esculentum, 1676 nucleotides long. Lineage: Eukaryota; Metazoa; Cnidaria; Scyphozoa; Rhizostomeae; Rhizostomatidae. The record is from RefSeq and is a predicted model, not a curated record.